Messenger RNA from Acomys russatus (golden spiny mouse), 2061 nucleotides. It is a transcript of the gene Mcmbp, whose product is annotated as minichromosome maintenance complex binding protein. Gene Ontology annotation, biological process: DNA-templated DNA replication. Bases 109 to 2037 code for a protein of 642 amino acids. Gene Ontology annotation, molecular function: chromatin binding. The record is from RefSeq and is a predicted model, not a curated record. NCBI's taxonomy places the organism in Eukaryota, Metazoa, Chordata, Mammalia, Rodentia, Muridae. The transcript has 16 exons.
GAGCGCGGACGAGGAGCGGCCGAGCCCCCGAGGAGAAGCCGGGUUCGGAGCGCGCUCGGCCCGCGGUGAAGCGUCGCACGGGCCGCGCUGGCCCCGGCCCACAGCACCAUGCCCUGUGGAGAAGACUGGCUGAGCCACCCGCUCGGGAUCGUGCAAGGCUUCUUCGCCCAAAAUGGAGUUAAUCCUGACUGGGAGAAGAAAGUUAUUGACUAUUUCAAGGAAAAGCUGAAGGAAAAUAAUGCUCCUAAAUGGGUGCCGUCAUUGAACGAAGUCCCUCUUCACUAUCUGAAACCUAACAGCCUCGUCAAGUUCCGCUGCAUGGUUCAGGAUAUGUUUGACCCUGAGUUUUACAUGGGAGUGUAUGAAACGGUUAACCAGAACACAAAAGCACGAGUUCUUCAUUUUGGAAAAUACAGAGAUAUAGCAGAAUGCGGGCCUCAGCAAGAGCUUGACUUAAGCUCUCCACGAUCCACCACUUCAGAGAGACAGACCUUCUACUGUGUCCCAGUGCCCGGGGAAUCUACAUGGGUCAAAGAGGCCUAUGUCAAUGCAAACCAAGCUCGAGUCAGUCCCUCGACUUCCUAUACUCCCAGUCGGCAUAAGCGGAGUUAUGAAGAUGACGAAGAUAUGGACCUACAGCCUAAUAAACAGAAAGACCAACACGCAGGUGCCCGGCAGGCAGGCGGCCUCGGUGGCCUGCACUGGUGCGGCGAGCCAAAACGCUUAGAAACUGAAGCUUCCACCGGGCAGCAGCUGAACUCCUUGAAUCUCUCUUCUCCCUUCGAUCUGAACUUCCCUCUGCCAGGAGAGAAGGGCCCUGCCUGCCUCGUUAAGGUCUACGAAGACUGGGAUUGCUUCAAAGUUAAUGAUGUUCUUGAGUUAUAUGGUGUGCUGUCUGUGGACCCUGUCCUGAGCAUACUGAAUCACGAAGAGAGGGACGCCUCUGCGCUGCUGGACCCCAUGGAGUGCACAGACACGGCAGAAGAGCACAGGGUGCAUAGUCCUCCAGCGUCACUCGUGCCAAGAAUUCAUGUGAUUUUAGCCCAGAAGCUGCAGCACAUCAACCCAUUGUUACCCACUUGCCUUAACAAGGAGGAGAGCAGGACCUGCCAGUUUGUGUCCAGUUUCAUGUCUGAGCUGUCUCCAGUCAGAGCAGAGCUGUUGGGCUUCCUCACUCAUGCGCUCUUGGGUGACAGUCUGGCUGCUGAGUACCUUAUCCUGCACCUCAUCUCCACAGUAUAUACAAGGAGAGAUGUUCUUCCACUAGGAAAAUUUACAGUUAACCUGAGUGGUUGCCCAAAGAAUAGCACCUUCACGGAGCACCUGUAUCGGAUCAUCCAGCACCUUGUCCCAGCAUCUUUUCGUCUACAGAUGACGAUAGAGAACAUGAACCAGUUGAAAUUCAUUCCUCACAAAGACUAUACAGCCAAUCGACUGGUCAGCGGCCUGCUCCAGCUGCCCAACAACACUUCCCUGGUCAUUGAUGAGACUCUCCUAGAGCAGGGGCAGUUGGACACCCCAGGUGUUCAUAAUGUAACCGCCCUGAGCAACCUGAUAACCUGGCAGAAGGUGGACUAUGACUUCAGUUACCACCAGAUGGAGUUCCCGUGCGACAUUAACGUUCUCAUCACAUCCGAGGGGCGCUCACUGCUGCCGGCAGACUGCCAGAUUCACUUACAGCCCCAGCUGGUCCCACCCAAUAUGGAGGAGUACAUGAACAGCCUUCUCGCGGCAGUGCUGCCGUCUGUGCUCAACAAGUUCCGCAUCUACCUGACCCUGUUAAGAUUCCUGGAUUACAGCAUAUCAGACGACAUAACCAAGGCGGUUGAAGACGAUUUUGUGGAAAUGCGUAAAAAUGACCCUCAGAGUAUCACAGCUGAUGACCUGCACCAGCUGCUUGUGGUGGCUCGGUUUCUGUCUCUGAGUGCUGGCCAGACGACGCUUUCCAGAGAGCGAUGGCUCAGAGCCAAGCAGCUGGAGUCCUCCAGGAAGAACCGGCUUCAGCAGCACCAGAGCGUCAACGGGAACGAGCUGUAGAGCUCCGAGCCUGAGGAGAGCAGC